GACCUUGAAGCAACAUUGAAUAUCAUUCAGAGCAGAGGGUUGAAAGCCUUAGCAUGGCUCAGAGAUAAGCUGGAUGGCACAAAGUUUGCACUGCCCGCAAUUUACCAGCCAGCCAGCCUCAUUCCAAUGCAUUUGUGGAGGGCCUCCCCAGCCAUGACAAAUGGAAACAAGCAAGCACACCAUAAUGCCUAUCGUGAGGGUGUUCAUCUAACACUGCUUGCUGGUGUCAUGAAAGGAAUGAGAUAUGAC
This is a messenger RNA of Suillus paluster, 249 nucleotides long. RefSeq lists its product as uncharacterized. NCBI's taxonomy places the organism in Eukaryota, Fungi, Basidiomycota, Agaricomycetes, Boletales, Suillaceae. The transcript is spliced from 2 exons. The record is from RefSeq and is a predicted model, not a curated record. The annotation marks the transcript as partial.